Molecule: messenger RNA, 1544 nt
Organism: Lonchura striata (white-rumped munia)
Lineage: Eukaryota; Metazoa; Chordata; Aves; Passeriformes; Estrildidae
Product: hyaluronidase Ccc Hy-1
Biological process (GO): hyaluronan catabolic process; carbohydrate metabolic process
Cellular component (GO): cytoplasmic vesicle
Molecular function (GO): hyalurononglucosaminidase activity
Source: RefSeq, a predicted model, not a curated record
GCACAUUCCGGGGACAAACACAUUAGCUGUUGUAAAUAGUUUCAGCAAAGUUUUCUGCCAUUCAUUGAUUUUAUCGAGGACACACCAUAGCAGAAAAAGCCCAAGCCAUGGAUGUUGGGGUCACAGUGCUGGCAGCAGUGGCACUGCUGACUCUGGCUGAUGCUCAGCUGCCGAAGCCGGCACGGGCCCCUCCGGUUCUGCACAAGCCUUUCAUGGUUGUUUGGAACGCGCCGACCGAGCAGUGCAGGCUGCGCUACAAGGUGGAUCUGGACCUCAGUGUUUUUGACAUUGCAUCCAACAUCAAUGAGACUCUGAGUGGAUCCAAUGUGACCAUCUUCUAUCACACCCAUUUGGGAUACUAUCCCUACUACUCAGAUAAUGGAGAUCCCGUUAAUGGAGGGGUGCCCCAGAACGAAAGUCUUAUCAAACACCUUAGCAAAGCAAAGUCUGACAUUGACUAUUGCAUACCCAUGAAGAAAUUUCAGGGACUUGCAGUCAUUGACUGGGAAAACUGGAGGCCCCAGUGGGAUAGGAACUGGGGCAAUAAAAGCAUUUAUAGAAAUAAAUCUCUCGAGAUUGUUAGGAGACGGCAUCCUCGGUGGCCAGAGGACAAAAUUAGGAAAGUGGCUAAAGAGGAAUUUGAAAAUGCUGGUAGGAGUUUCAUGAAUAACACCAUCCUUCUGGCUGAGCAUAUGAGACCAAAUGGUUUGUGGGGUUACUAUCUUUACCCAGACUGCUACAAUUAUGAUUACAAAGAACACCCCCAAACAUACACAGGGAAAUGCCCACCCAUUGAGUCUUUCCGCAAUGACCUCCUGCUUUGGUUGUGGAAGGAAAGCACUGCUCUCUACCCUUCCAUAUACCUGGAUUAUAUACUGAAGUCAAGUCCAAAUGCACUAAAAUUUGUUCACUAUCGGGUUAAAGAGGCAAUACGUGUUGCCUCAAUUGCUAGAAAAGACUACAUUUUGCCUGUAUUUGUUUACUCCAGACCAUUUUAUGCCUAUACUUUUCAUGUUUUAACAGAGAGAGAUCUGGUCAAUACCAUUGGGGAAAGCGCAGCUUUGGGAGCAGCUGGAGUUGUUCUCUGGGGCAGUAUGCAGUACGCCAGCUCAAAGGAGAGCUGCUUAACAGUGAAGCAGUACGUCGAUGGGCCUUUGGGACACUACGUCAUUAACGUGACCUCAGCAGCCAAGCUCUGCAGCAAAGUCCUGUGCAAGAAGAAUGGAAGAUGCAUCCGCAAAAACAGCGACUCUUCUGCUUACCUCCACUUGUCCCCCAGUGAUUUUAAGAUCCAUGACAGUCACUCAGAGAGGGGCCCCAGGUUCCAGGUGACUGGUAAACCCAGCCUGGAGAGUAUUGAAGCCAUGAAGCAGAGGUUUAUUUGUCAGUGUUACCAGGGCUGGACAGGAAUAUUUUGUGAAUUGCCUGACCAAAAGCUAUUGGAACACUGGGUUCAUUUAGUGUUUAGUAGAUCAAGAAAACAAAGCCUUUUUAUCUUCCUCCUAGGAGCCAUGCAGCUUCUUCUGCUUUGUUCUACACAUUAA